Mangifera indica (mango) is the source of this 828-nucleotide messenger RNA. Its product is annotated as zinc-finger homeodomain protein 10-like. The coding region runs from base 151 to 669 and encodes 172 amino acids. The record is from RefSeq and is a predicted model, not a curated record. Gene Ontology annotation, molecular function: transcription cis-regulatory region binding; DNA-binding transcription factor activity. Gene Ontology annotation, biological process: regulation of DNA-templated transcription; regulation of developmental process. NCBI's taxonomy places the organism in Eukaryota, Viridiplantae, Streptophyta, Magnoliopsida, Sapindales, Anacardiaceae. Gene Ontology annotation, cellular component: nucleus. The transcript has a single exon.
UUCUGUAUAUGUAAUUUGAGCAUGUAAAUAUCAAAUGAAAGGAUAAAAGGAAAAUAAACCUUCACCCUUCAAAUAUGGACACUUGAAAACAAUCUUACACACAAAGAAAGAGAAAAACAAAGAGAGAGAGAGAGAGAGAGAGGGAGGAAGAUGGAGAAAGAUCAGCACAAUUACAGAGAGUGUUUAAGGAACCAUGCAGCGAGUCUCGGCAGCUACGCCACGGACGGCUGCGGCGAGUUCACGCUGGACGACUCAUCUCCCACUUCUCUAAACUGCGCUGCAUGUGGAUGCCACCGCAACUUCCACCGCAAGCUCAGCUACACCCGCAGCGACGCCGUCAACGCCUCAAUGGAGAUAAUGGAGUACACUGAAGGCGGGGCCCGGAGGCCACAGAUGGUGGUGGGGUCGCCGGAGACGGCCGAGAGGAGUGUGAAAAAGAGGUUCAGGACCAAGUUUAGCCCGGAACAGAAGGAGAAAAUGCUGGAGUUUGCGGAAAAGUUGGGGUGGAAAUUGCAAAGAAAAGAUGAAGAAGAUGAAGUUGAGAAAUUUUGCAGAGGAGUUGGAGUGAGCAGACAGGUCUUUAAAGUGUGGAUGCAUAAUCAUAAGAACGCUUCUUCUUCUUCUUCAGCUUCAACUGGAAAUGCUUCUUCCCUUACUACGGAUCGGUAGAGGGCAAAUUGGAGAUUUUCUUUUUGUGUGUGCAAUUUCUUAUUUUUUUUAAUUUCCACUUAAUUCUUUCUUUUUUUUUUUUUUUUUGGUUCUUGUAUGAGUAUCUUGGUGUAUCUGUUUAACAAGAAAAUUUUAGAAAAUAAUAAUUAGUGUUUUUUA